CCUAACGUUCGCAAUGCAUUCUGCACCAACAUCCCCCGCUGUGGCACACAGAACACUGAACCCAAGGGUGAGAGCAUAAUCAAAACCACAGUAGACCCCUGAGCUAAAGCCUAGCCUAUAGCUCCAGGAGCUAAUACUGGUCUUCAGGUCUCAGACAAUGGUAGUGCAACGGAUAUUUACUGCUUUUGGUUAUACUAACAAGUGAAGUGGGCGGCGGGUACCCUAGCGGUUAGAGCGUUGGGCCAGUAAUCAAAAGGUCUCUGGUUGAAAUCCCCAAGCCGACUAGGUGAAAAAUAUUCCGAUGUGCCCUUGAGUAAGGCACUUAGCCCUAAUUGCUCCUGUAAGUCGCUCUGGAUGAGAGCGUCUGCUACAUUUUUAUUUUGACCCUGCAAAAUAGAUGGAUUCCUGAUGCAGAUAUGUUUUCUCUGUUUAAUGCAAAUUUACUUGGCAUUCAGUGUUGUCCCUGAAGUAUGAUCUCCUGAGCAACUUAUAAAGUAUGUUUCUAUAGAAGUAUUACUGUAGGACUCUGGGAAUCACAGCCCACUGCACAUAAAUAAACUAGCUCUGACAGCAUUACAACAUCGCUCUGUCCCAUUGGACAGUGAGGGUGGAGGCUCUGUCCCAUUGGAUAGAGAGGACAAGGAAGCGCUGUCCCAUUGGAUAGUAAGGGGAUCUGGAAUACAGAUUCUUUAGGGUUGUGUUUUUCCCACACUCAGAUUAGAAUCUCGGGGCUGAGACAGUUUUGUGACUGGUGUUUUGUAGUCAUGUUCUGGUCUACCAGUCAGGACAGCAGAGAUUUGUACAGUUUCAAUACUAUAUUUCCAUGGGGUUGGUGUGGUCUGUAGCAUUCUGACUUAUAUUACAGGAACAUAAAUAUGUUUUCAUAUUUUAUUAGCCUGGUAUCAUACUGUGUGUGUGCGUGCGUUCCAGACUGCUACGAGGGCAAUGGAGAGAGCUACAGAGGAGAGGUGUCAAGGACCAGGUCAGGUCUUCCCUGUUCCAUCUGGAGAGACCAUAGGUAACAAAACCACAUGCUACACAUCUGUGUGUGUGUUGGGGGGGGGUGGGGGGAGGAGGGGGGACCAUAGAUGGGAGUAGGGCUGUGGUGGUCAUGAAAUGUUGUCAGCUGGUGAUUGUCAAGCAAAUAACUGCCGGUCUCACGGUAAUUGACCGUUAAUUAACAUAAACACGUUUCGCAUAUCCUGGCUUCCACGCAUUGCCUACAAGCCACUGAUGCAGACCUUUGGAACAAUCUAUAUUUUAAAAAGUCAAAUAAAUCCAUUUGAUAUAGCCUACACCAUCACAAUAAACCAUUAUUUAUUCACAUGAUAUUGUCACGAUCGUCAUGGAGAGACCAAGGCGCAGCGUUGCAGGUGAACAUAUUUAUAUUUAUUUAAUGAUCACACGAUCAAAACAACAAACGAAAAACGUGACGUCUAUGGUUUAAACACAAACCAACACGAACAAAAUCCCACCAACACAAAGUGAAAGACAGACAGUUAAAUAUGGCUCCCAAUCAGAGACAACCAGCUGACACUCGUUGCCUCUGAUUGGGAGUCACUCAGGCCAACAUAGAUAGACAACGACUAGAACCUAAACAAAAUAAACACCCUGGCUCAACAUACGAGAGUCCCCAGAGCCAGGGCGUGACAGAUAUGAAGAAAAUGUAGUCUAUUUCAGAAGAACAGAAUAGCAUACAAUGAGUUGUCCUUAUGUUAGGCCCUGAUCUGGCAGUGCCAUUUGGCUGUAGGCUAAACUAGUUAAUUUAGAAGAAAGAUUUUCUUAGAAUUCUGUGGCAUUAUUUUAUAUUAUUUUAUAGUAUGAAGAAUACAAUUGAACAUACUGUAUCUGAAUAAAAUAGAAAGGAUAUUUUCUCCAAAUGAUUUCCAAUGGAGUGCGCUCAUCCAGCUAUUCUGUGUUGAGUGGUUAACAAAGAAACAGGUCCUCCUAUAUGCUUAAUUUAGAUGUAUUUAUGCAACUUUAGUUGUGAUACAAACGUUGGGCUAUAUGUUUAGAUUUUUAAUACAUGCGACUAAUGAUGAGUUGAAAACGUUGCAUCAAAGGCAUGAGCUCUGCUUUGUUUCUUGUGCAGGCUGCGCACACUUCAUCAGUCUCUCAUUCACAAUUUGUCAAGCACUUGAUAAUAUUCUCACAAGGCUUUUAAUUUCCCGGCGGCAUCCCCCUUGUGUGGCUGUAAUGCCCCCUAAAAAAAUCCAUGGCUUAUGUGGCCAAAAUGGCCAUUGUGCCUUUGGGCUGAAUAUAAUAAUUAUAAUUCCCUUCUCCCAGCUGCCAUUCGCCGUGCUCUGAAGCACCUCUCACUCACAUGGCUCCCUCAGAUAUCUCAAUUGUUAUUAGCCAAUGCCUGUCACGUGAUUGGCUCCUUCUCACAGGCAUCUCAGCUCAGAAGUAGGCUACAAGUGAAGACAGACACAUCGGGCAAUUGCGCGCGUCCUUAUUAUCGAAUUCCGAGGUGCAUAUUGAAGAUGUUAGAAGAACUGUCCACAUUUACUUUUCAUCAGCCAACAAGAUGAGUAGGCCUAACAAACAAGAAAAGCACUAGCCUAUGUCAAUCUACUAUCCCCCAUAGUACAAAACUUGACCUAUUCUAUUGGUCAACUUGGCCUUCUGUGCGAGAAAUAAAUAUUCCAAACAUACUCUGGGACAGUUGUGGGAUGCAAUAGAUCCCAAAUUAAUACAACCACUGCAUAAAACAACUUUAAAAGCAAUGAGGCUGAUGCAACAGAUCAACAGAAAAUGUUGAUAAACUAUUAGGCUAUUUCUUCACAUUAUAAGCCCAGCAAUGCCCACACGGCAGUAGGCUAUAAGCGCGAAUGUGCCUAAAUGCAAUCAAUUAGCAGGAAAACACGUUCUCAAAAGUGAACGCAAAUGUGAUUAUGCAUGUAAUGCUUUAUUAUAAAGGUGCAUUUUUGUGGUGAAAAUGAUCUUCCCCAAACUUGAAACUCACGUGCCGCCUAUGUAUGCCAGUUAGGCUUUACACCGGUUGUAAAGCGGAUUAAUAUGCCUAAUUUUAAGAAGUUAUUUGGCCACUUUAGUUGCGAUACAAACCUUAUCAAAACAUAUAGGCCUAUGGGAUAGGCUACAUGAGAUGUGUGAUUAUGAUUUGAAAAAGUCACAAAAAAAGCCAUGCGCUGUUUCUUGGCUUACUGCACAUGAUGGGCAUCAUUCACAAGUGAUCAUUUAUCUUUCACCAGUGAUAGGCUAAUAUUGUCACCCAUCAGACUAUUCUUAAUUUAAUCUUGUCUUUACAUAUAUACUAAAUAAUAUAUGUGUGAAAUUAGUUUUGAUUUAGAAUGGACCAUUAUCAUGCACCUGUCUCGGAACAGGGGCAGGGGGAAAAAAAUACAUGUAAUCUAUGCACUUAAAUAGCGAAUGGAGGACGCUUUUCCCGUAGUUCAUUUUCAUGCCAGCCAGGUAGGUUAUACUCCUAUUUUAAAGCAAAGCAUGGUGCUUAAUAUUAGGAAAGUACAGAAAUAAAUAUAGUAGGCCUAGCCUAUAGAAAGCUGAUGGGUUCCUCCUCUUUUUAAUAGAGGCCAUCAAAACGAUGUUUUCUCGCGCAAUUGCAUAGCCUAUAGAAAUGUUGUGCAACAUGAGUUUAUGGGUUCUGAUACAGUGUUUGAUUUGAUUUUCGAUCACAUUACCAGGCAGUUAGCAAGUUUGGUAGGCUACUAAUGACCAUCAGAAUCAUCACGUGGAAUUUGACUGCGGUCAUAACUCAUGACUGCCAGUGUGGCGGUAAUACGGUCACCGUAACAGCCCUAAGAGGGAGUGCCCUAUUCAGAAACACAUGGUUGAACCUAAGAGGUCAUGGGGGAGUUAACCUGUAGCUGACCUGUGGUCAAGUCAUAUUGGUCUAACAGAGAGUCAGAGCCUGGCUGUUCUCAAGGAGAGAAAAACUGGUCCAUUACUCCACUCCACUGUAAUGGAUGGUUGUGUGGGUGUGUAAUAAAGCAUCUGGGGGACAUGAUGCAGGCCUCCUCUGACCCUGAGCCUCUUCCCUUCUCGGAAUACUUCAAAGCCAAUCGGUUCCUCUGCUUGGCUCCCGCCCAGAGGUUAGAGGUCAGAGGUCAGUGGUUAUUGUUUAUGUUUGAGAGACUCAGAGGAAUCACACUCUCAGCACUCAUGCACGCACACGCACACUGUGCGUCACACUGAACUCCUCUGAAUUCCCCUAUUAUCAUCCUGGAAUGUCUGGGAAGGAAUUCUGUUGGUGACGUUCCAAACAUUACGAUCAUUGCCCUGUGUCAGUGUAGGUGUGUGUGUGAGAGAAAGAGAGAUGGGGAAAGAGAGAGAGAGAGGCCAUACACAGCUGUGGCUCCUCUCAUAAUGGUGGGCUGACAGUCUGUCUUUAACCGUCUCUAAUACUCUCCUUUGCUUUUUGUGUGUAUAGUCGGGACAGAGAUGCAGCGGUGCUGACUGUGGGACAGGAGGGGAGUUUCUGUAGGAACCCAGACAGAGACACACACGGCCCCUGGUGUUACACUAACAACGCUGCUAUACCCUGGGACUACUGCAGCGUCAAACCUUGUGAGCCAUACACACACACACACACACACACACACACACCACUGCUGUAGUAGCACUGUCACUGUGUUGUCACUGAGACCUCCAUCUUGUGUUUCAUCCUCUGUCAUACAGGUGAACCAUCAGAGAACACCAUUCCACAGAGAGGUCAGUCUCUCUACUACUGCCGCCUUCUGGUUUUCAUGUUUUCAUCUUGUACUUCUCUUUGGGUAUAAAAUGGUUGUUUCAACAUAGUUUCCUCUUUCUCAACUUGUCAGUGGAGGUGUCCAAGGUGUCAUGUUUCAUCCAUAAGACGACCAGGAUAGUAGGAGGCGCUCCAGUCGCCAUCACAGACGGAAGCUGGAUGGUCAGCAUACAGAAACGGUACACACACACACACACACCUGGCUUUGCUUCUCUGUGUUAUCAAGGUAUAAACUCUGCUCUAAUGGCAGAUGUAUAGACCAUCUGUCCAAGUGUUGGAGUUAGCCAAGGUUCAUUCCCAGUGUGUAAUAUCAUGUGUGUUGUGUUCCCUCCCCAGGUCCAGUCACUGGUGUGGAGGUUCUCUCAUACGAGAGGAGUGGGUCCUCACUGACAGACAAUGCUUCUCCUCAUGGUAACUGCAUCUCUCUCUCUCUCUCGGAAUAACGGCAGAGAGCAGAUAGAGAACAAGGAUCUAAUCCUAGCGAGAGGAAGAGAGCGCUGCAGUCAGACUGGUUCUCUCUCUCGUCUCUCUCUCUCUCGCAUCUUCUCUCUCUCGAUCUCUCUCGCUCUCUCUCUCUCCCCUCCAUCUCUCGUCUCUCUCUCUCUCUCUCUCUCUCUCUCUCUCUCUCUCUCUCUCUCUCUUUACCUUUCUUCCUCUGCCCUUUCUCUUUACUAUGCUUACAUCCACCCGUUUCCCCACAGUGUUCCAGACCUGAGUGAGUACCGUGUGUGGUUGGGUGUAUCAGACCUCCGUGGCUCGGCUCCUAACAGCUCCUUCAGACAGGAAGUCUCCAUCUCCCAUGUGAUCUGUGGUCCUGAGGGCUCCAACCUGGCCCUCAUACGGCUGGCCCAGUGAGUGCCUGAACAGAAAUAUACAAACACUCCUGGUCGUAUAUCAUACGUUUUCUAUUCUUGAGAGGAUUCUUUUGUCUUAUUUUCUUUCUCUCUGUCAGGCCUGCCCUCCCUGCAGAUAGUGUCCACACAAUUCAGCUGCCGGUGGCUGGGUGCUCCAUUGCUGAUGGCUCGAUGUGUAGCAUGCAUGGAUGGGGCGAGACCAAAGGUACACACACAUACCAUCACAUCCAUCAGGAUUGUAUCAUCCAGGAAAGGAACUGGUUACUCAUUAGCUGUACUGAUGUCUUGUUGUCAUGACUAUAAUCCCCCCUCCUCUCACCUAUCACUCAGGUACGGGUCAUGAAAGUGUACUGAAGGUGGUCCAUCUGCCCAUGGUCAGUAAUGAGAGGUGUAGUGAACAACACAGAGGGAACCUCCACAUCACAGACACCAAGAUUUGCGCUGGGGGGAGGAGGGAUGAGGGGGUCUGUGAGGUAAGGAGGCUGGUGAACUACAAAUGAAAUGUGCACUGAAACACUUGAACAGUUCGCUCUCACCAGGAGUUGACUGUAUGUUUUUACUAAUGUAUGCUUUAUGUCUCUCCCCCUGUCAGAGGGACUAUGGCGGUCCCUUGGUGUGUCAGGAAGGAGAGAGCAGGGUCAUAGUGGGGGUCAGUGUCCAUGGCAGAGGCUGUGCCCGUGCCAACCGGCCUGGCAUCUUCAUCAACGUCCCCUUCUACACCCAGUGGAUCCACAAGGUGUUCAGACACUACCCCGAACCUCAGCUCAAC
Messenger RNA from Coregonus sp. 'balchen', 6349 nucleotides. NCBI's taxonomy places the organism in Eukaryota, Metazoa, Chordata, Actinopteri, Salmoniformes, Salmonidae. The record is from the annotation of a GenBank genome assembly.